Molecule: messenger RNA, 810 nt
Organism: Diabrotica balteata
Lineage: Eukaryota; Metazoa; Arthropoda; Insecta; Coleoptera; Chrysomelidae
Source: the annotation of a GenBank genome assembly
AUGGCGGCGUUUCGGUAUACACACGCUGUCGUUAGCCGCAUACCGAGUUCUCUGCGAAACCGUGGAGAAAUUGACUUAGAAGAAGCCAAAAAGCAACACGAAAAUUAUGUGAGGAUAUUACGUGAGAUUGGCUUGGAUGUCAUAGAACUGCCUCCGGAUGAAUCAAUGCCAGAAUGUGUUUUUGUUGAAGACACGGCAGUUGUUUGCAAUGGGACCGCUCUAAUUGCUAGACCAGGUGCGGCCCACAGGGCCCGAGAGAUAGAGACUAUUCGAGUAGUGCUGAAGAAAGAAUUAGACCUGCCCAUUAUUGAAAUGUCAGAUUCCAAAGCCAGAUUAGAGGGUGGAGAUGUUUUGUUCACAGGUCGAGAGUUUUUUGUCGGCAUAUCUCAAUCCACGAACGAAGCAGGUGCCAGAGCUGUAGCAGCCGCCUUUCCAGAGUAUCCGUGCACACCUAUAAAGGUUCCGGAUGCCAAACACUUGAAAUCGUUCAUCACAAUGGGUGGACCCGAUCUGCUGUGUGUAGGUUCAAGUAAGGAAGCGCAAGAGGUUUUGAAGAGGAUGGAAAGAGAAGCUACAUUCAGUUAUGGUAUUAUUACGUUGCCCGAAGAUGAGGCAGCAAAUGUUUUAUAUUUAAACAAUACAUUGGUGCAUAGGAGUGUUGAAGAAAUACCUCAAUCGGUGAAGGUUUUCGGUGAAAAAAUAGACUACCCUAGACGAUGUCUUAAUAUGUCACAACUCGCUCUGCGGUCUUGUGGCUUGACAUCAAGCUGUAUACUGGUUCGAAGGACUCGCCAUUUAAGAAACCUUUAA